Messenger RNA from Rotaria sp. Silwood1, 996 nucleotides. The record is from the annotation of a GenBank genome assembly. Lineage: Eukaryota; Metazoa; Rotifera; Eurotatoria; Philodinida; Philodinidae.
AUGGAACAUCUCAGCAACAAUGCACGUCAAAUAAUGAUUAUAGUUGGUACAAUCAUGUUUAUACUUGGCUCAAUUGGAAAUAUUUUAAAUAUUUGUGUAUUUGCAAUAUGGUCUCGUUCACGAUCAACAAUAACUGAACGUCAUAUAAUUGGUGAAACAAAUAAUAGUCCAUUAUAUUUACUUAUAUCAUCAAUAUCUAAUUUAAUUGUAAUUCUUUAUCCAUUAUUAACUCGAAUUAUAUUUGAUGGUUAUAAUUAUUUAGUAACAUCAAAUACAGUUUUUAUAUUAUGUAAAUUACGAUUUUUUAUUUUACAUACAUUUGAUUUAAUAUCAUUAGCAUCUUUUUGUAUGGCUACAUUUGAUCGAUAUUUAAUAACAGCUCGAGAUGUUCAUAUACGUCGUAUGAGUACAACAAGACGACGAACAAAACAAAUUAUUUUAGCUAUAUUUAUUAUAUUUAGUUUACAUAGUAUACCAAUUGCUAUUUAUUUUCAAGUUUCAAAUACUGGUCAAUGUGAUAUAAGUUCAAAUCAAUAUUCACAUUAUUAUUUAUAUGUUUGUCAAGUAUUACUUCAUGGUAUAUUACCUAUUAUAUUUUUAUCAAUAUUUGGUCCAUUAACAAUGAAACAUUUAAAAAAACUUCAACAUCAAACACAUGUUUAUAGUCAUUUAAAACGUCAUAAACAAUUAUCUUUUAUGUUUUUCUUAAUGUCAUUUACAAUUGUAAUGUCAUCUAUUCCAUAUUGUAUUGAACAAGUUUAUUAUAAUAUAUUUUCUAAUUAUGCUGCUUAUCAUCAAUCAUCUUUAAUAUUUCUUUUACAUGUUAUUUCUUCAAUAUUAUUUUAUAUAAAUCCAGUAUCAAGUUUUUAUAUAUAUUUUAUUUCAACAAAAAAAUUUCGUCAACAAAUACAAAAAUUAAUUCGAUGUAAUAGACAUAAUCAUUUUUUUAAUCAUAAUCAAGUACAUACAAUAACAACUCCACAUAAUAUUCAUUAA